AUUCUGUUGUUAUUAAGAAAUGUCAGUAGUACAUGAAGGAUGAAGAUGGAAACUAAUAUAUUCGUACAAACAUAGAAUUUUCGUGAUAAGUGCGAGAGAUACGUUCUAAUUGUAUAAAUAAAUAAGCUGGGUUCAAUUCGGAGAUUCUCGAAUUAAGUUUGGGAAAAUGGAACAUAAUAUAGGUGCUAUUGGAAAUGAUAAAGUGACUCCUAUGCAAGAGCUGAACGAAGCGCUUGGAAAAUGUAAAUUCGGACGAUUCCACAUCCAUUUGCUCUUUGUGUCUUUUGCUGGAUCAGUAGCAAGUGUGCUGGUGACCCACACUACAUCUUACCUUAUAACUUCGGCAGAAUGCGAUCUGAACAUGGAUCUAAUAGAGAAAGGCAUGUUGAACGCCUCGCCAUAUUUGGGUUCUCUCUUCUCAUCGGUCUUGGCCGGGUUCUUGACUGAUACAUUUGGUAGGAAGAGAUUCUUAAUAUUGGGUUUUGGAGGAAUAUUCAUAUUUACCCUAUUGGCUGGAUCCAGUCAGACUUAUGAAGUAUUAUUGACGGCUAAAUUCUUUGAAGGAAUGUGUUUCGCAAUAUCAUUAAGUGCUUCAGUAACUUAUAUAUCCGAAUUCUGCCACAAUGAGAUUAGAGACAGGUUAGUGGUCAGCCAAACGUCUUUUGCGGCUAUUGCUCAAAUUAUCAGUACCGCGAUGGCAUGGGGAAUACUAACCCAGGACUGGCGCGUCGUAUUUUUGGACGGUAAAUUCGUACUAAACACUUGGAAUUUUUAUUUGUUCGCGGUAUCUUUGUGGUCUUUCCUGGCUUGCAUUUUAUAUUCACGGUUACCUGAAAGUCCAAAAUACCUAUUGACUCAGAAGAAAUAUGCGAAAGUAAGGAACAUUUUAAUUGAGAUUUACAAGAGCAACAGAUGCGACACUGCUUCCGUGUGCCCGUUUGUCGACAUGUGGAAAGACAAAAUAAAAAAAGACCUAAUAACGAAUGAGAAAGAAAGAAAUUCGCUUAAAGAUCAAGUUUUAAUUAGCUUGCGGAACGUAAAAGCGAAUUUUCGGAAGUCACUACUCAUCUUGUUGUUUACACUGUGCUUUCUAUUCUUUCUGAUAAUGGGAAAGUACAAUGUCGUAAGACUCUGGUUUCCACAAUUAUCAACUAUAGUCGAACAUAGUCAGAUGAAUGCCGACCAAGAUUUAUGUGUCCUAUUGGAUAAAUAUACAGGUGAAUUAAAAUUAAGCAACAGUAAUGCUACAAAUGAAGACUAUUGCGUUCCUACUAAAAGUGGAACGGAAACCUAUACAAACAAUAUGAUAAUAGGCCUAGUGUCUCUUUUACCACACUUCAUCACCGGAGCUCUCGUUAACAAAGUAGGGAAGAAGGCUUUACUCGUAACGUUAUGUCUUAUCUCCGCUGGUGCAAUUUCUGGCGUGAGAUGGGCCAAUUCCAGAACCGCAGUCGUCGCCUUAUUCUCAUUGGACAUUGCCAUUACGCAAAGCAUUAAGAGCUUGAUCCAAGCUGUUACGAUAGAAUUUUUUCCAACAGCCGUAAGGACACUCACAAUUUCUUUAGUAAUGACGUUUGCUCGGAUCGGCACUUUAGUAGGAAACGUCCUGUUUCCAAUAUUACUAGACAUACAAUGUAUUAUCCCGUUCUUCAGUAUGGCCGGAAUCAUGACGUUUGUGACAUUGGUUACGCUCUUUUUGCCGAAGAAGAAAGAGAAAUGAAACUAUUAUUGUAAAUAUUAGGUUAAAAACAAUAAAUUAUUAUAGAUUCAUA
This is a messenger RNA of Bombyx mori (domestic silkworm), 1772 nucleotides long. RefSeq names its product synaptic vesicle glycoprotein 2A. Gene Ontology annotation, biological process: transmembrane transport. Gene Ontology annotation, molecular function: transmembrane transporter activity. The record is from RefSeq and is a predicted model, not a curated record. NCBI's taxonomy places the organism in Eukaryota, Metazoa, Arthropoda, Insecta, Lepidoptera, Bombycidae. Gene Ontology annotation, cellular component: membrane. Bases 167 to 1720 code for a protein of 517 amino acids. The transcript is spliced from 10 exons.